Lepisosteus oculatus (spotted gar) is the source of this 2189-nucleotide messenger RNA. NCBI's taxonomy places the organism in Eukaryota, Metazoa, Chordata, Actinopteri, Semionotiformes, Lepisosteidae. The record is from RefSeq and is a predicted model, not a curated record.
GCACAAGCACAAAAGUUUUUACUUGGUGAUAUUACAUUAUGUCCUGAGCUACGAUAACGUGGAAAACCGUGGGGUUUAGUCCGUCUUUCUACUACGGUCCAAUACGUGCUUUCUAGGUUAAUCAGCGUCUCCCAACCGCAAGGUGUGCGGGUCCCUAGACAGACGUGCGUCAUCUCCACGCUGUCUUGUCUUGCGCCCCUUGUUGCUAAAUAACUAAAUAAUUUCUGAGACAUCAUCAUCUGUGAGUCUCAAAAAAUUGCUUAUUUCCCGAAACUUCUUUUCCGCUUUUGUAGAAUGAAGUUCAGAACUUAGUUCCACGAUUUUCAAUGUGUUUUCCUUGGAUUAAGCAAACGGAAACUUAACGCAGCUGCGCCGGCGAAGGUGCGUAAAGCGAGUUUGUGGGAAAGUACCUGGCAAAGAUCCAAAUGCGAAGCAAUAACUUACAGAAAUGAAAGUGAAAGAAGUCUGUAAAAACUACCGCUCCGCCCCAGGACAGUGAUUUAAAAACUGAAAACAAGGGCCGCGUAAAAAGCGCCUGGAUGGCCUUGAGCUUCUGUGGCUGGGAGAGCCGGCUGGACGGGCGGCGACUGAAGCCGGGCCAGGCGCCCAAGCGGGGCCACGGCUACACCAUGUACCACGGGACGCACAAGAGCAGCGCCCGGGCCAUCGUCACCUCCGGCUUCCGGCCGUCCUCGGGAGGCACGCUGGGGCCGGGCGUCUACUGCAGCAGGGACAUCAGCAAGGCCAUGGGCUACCCUGGCUCCUGCAGCCCCGGCGACAGGGUGGUCCUCCUGCUCCGCGUCCGGGUGGGCAGGGUCAAGAAGAUCGACGGCCACGGCGCGCUCCUGCAGACGAGCUGGCACCAGCAGGGGUACGACACGGCCUGGCUGCCGCCCUCGCCGGGCCGCUGCGAGGAGGACUGCGUGUGGGACCCCGGCAGGCUGGCGGUCGUGGGCGUGGCUCACUGCGCCGACCCGGCAGUCAAAAGCGAGCUGGAGACGCUGAUCAGGCGCCAGGGGCAGGGGCAGGGGCAGGGGCAGAGGGCCCAGUGCAAGACGUGCGGGCGGCACACCGAGGCCUCUCACACCGUGGGCAAGUGCUGGGGCUGCGGAGAAAGUAUCUGCCCCUUCAUGACCAAGCAUGUCUGCAGGAGGGGUGGCUGACUGAAGAUAAAAGUUUAAAAAAAAACAAUCACAGACUUUCCCCGGUCUCUGCUGGUUCUGAAGAGUUGAGGGAGAAGUUUACCGCUACACUCUUGCAGGUUUCGCAGUGGCUUUGCUGACAGGAGCACAGUGCUCGUGUUUCUGUACAGGCUUUUGCUUCCCCCAUGUGCUUUACUGCACUUUACUGUGCUUUUAUCGUGGUAUACCACCGAAAGUAAUUGAUUUGCCGCAGUGGUGCACUCCAGCCGUGCCUUUUCCCCCUCCCGCCUGAGCCAAGCCUUGCUUACUUUUGCAUUGGUGCAGUUGAUCUUUUCUGCCUUGACGUUGGAUCCUCCUGCUGCCCUUUUCGUGAUGUAAUGGCCGGCCUGAGAACACAUGACACGCCGUGUGAGAAUAAAUAAUUCAGAUGCCGGUAGUGUGGCCCUUCUAAGGCCAGAGAUUCCUGAGGCCUGAGCUUCUGUGACACAGACCUGGCUGUUUUUGUAUGGGACACAGUGAGCAGGGCUCUACAGGGGGCAGAGAAGGUUACCCUGAAAAACGACGACUGCUGGCCCCUAGCCGUGAUCUAUUUCAGCCCAGUAGGUGGUGCACUCUGCCCCUUGGUUUGUGGAUUUAAUCUUACCCACGAUGUUCUUUGUGCCACCUAAGCAGCAGAUUUCUAUUUUAGCUUUUAUACUCCUUGAAAUCCUGGAAAGGUCAUCUUUUAAAGGGUCUUCUUCUAACCGACAGCCUCAGUCUGUCCGCAAAGGAUGAAAAAAAACUGAGAAAUGGAAAUCUAUGCGCGGGGAAAAUAAUUUCCUCAAACUCCCCCCUCUCCCAGACAUGCAUUGGCUUGACCGGGGUGUUUGAUGUGAUUUGCUUCACUAGUGAAUGUGAUUAGCCAAGGUGCUUGUUUCACAGAUUUGUGAAGAUAGUGUCUGCCCUCUGAAAGAUGAAUAUUACGAUGCGCUUCCUGGUGGUAACGCUCAGCAAACUAAGAUAAAGCCCUUGUAAGACUGACAUCUGAUUGUGUGAGUAUGAUUAAUA